Esox lucius (northern pike) is the source of this 2396-nucleotide messenger RNA. RefSeq names its product solute carrier family 22 member 31 (gene slc22a31). Gene Ontology annotation, molecular function: transmembrane transporter activity. The transcript has 9 exons. The record is from RefSeq and is a predicted model, not a curated record. Gene Ontology annotation, biological process: transmembrane transport. NCBI's taxonomy places the organism in Eukaryota, Metazoa, Chordata, Actinopteri, Esociformes, Esocidae. Gene Ontology annotation, cellular component: membrane. Bases 575 to 1975 code for a protein of 466 amino acids.
AUUUUGUGCCCCCACUGGGACCUAGACAUCCUAGAGCAGAAAUGUUGGUUUUCCUGGCCUGCAUUAAAUGGCUGGUAUAAUAGGGACAGAGCAGGAGAUGAUGGAGUGCAGGGAGACAGCAAAUUAAAUAAGGAGAUAGAGAAGGCAAUACGAUCUCAUUAGAGCAGGGUCAAGUGAAAGUGGAAAGUGUUGCAAGUCAAAUAGUGCAUGGCUGUAUAGGGAUCAGUCUAUCUCCAGUCACUCUUAUUCAAGCAAAUGGGUUGAUAUCUGUCACACAGCUGAUUACUUCCUCAUUCAUACAAGGCUUUAUUUUAGGAUUUUGAGUGUUUUUGUGUGAGGUUCACUGACCUGUUCCCACUGUGUUGUCAAUUAGCAGUGCUUCAUUGUUGAAUGUUUCAAAUUGUCUGAAAUAUGUUUAUGAGCACUGCUGGAAAAAAAAAAAGUUUACCCGUCCUAUCCCCAGAGUGGGCUACCCUCAAAAUACAAUCCUGGAUGAAGGAAGAGCCCACCCAUUCUGUCAUGGAACCUGGUGUGUAGGGACUACUGGAAGAUUCCUCUGCAACACAUCUGCUUCAUGACUGGGUGGAUUGUGGGAUAUGUCCUCCUGGGCACAUUGUGUGACUGGUUGGGUCGUCGACAGGGCUUUCUGCUGUCCGUCUCUCUGUCGGGCCUGUUGGGUGUAGCUGUGUGUCUGUCCAACAGUUCUGUAGUAUUUCUGCUGCUGCGCCUGUCUCAGGGCGCCAUGUUGGCGGGGGUCUUCCUUUCCUCUUACCUCGCCAGACUGGAGCUGUGUGAUCCUCCCCAUCGUCUCAUGGUUGCCAUGGUCAGUGGCUUCUUCGCUGUCGCUGCGGAGCUGCUGUUGCCAGGGCUGGCGGUGCUGUGUCGUGACUGGCCCGUUCUGCAAGCGGUGGCCACUCUGCCACUUCUCACUCUGCUCUCCUACUGGUGCUGUGUGUCAGUGUUCCCUGAGUCUCCCCGCUGGCUCCUGGCCACAGGUCAGAUCCACCAGGCAAAGCGGUGUCUCCAGAGCUUCUCCAUAAGGAAUGGAGUGUGCCUCAGUGAGGACAUCUACCCUGCUGAGAACCUGCUCUCAGAGAUAGACAUGGCGUACCCAGAUGACACACAGCCUCACUAUCAUUCGGUCCUGGAGUUGCGUUCUACCCGUGUGAUCUGGAGGAACUGCCUCAUUCUUAGCUUUACUUUGUUCAUAGGAACAGGGAUUCAGUACUGUUUCACCAGGAACCUUCACCGAUAUUCCCGCAACUUCUACUUCAGCUACUUCCUGCGCGUGCUGACUGGAGCCUUGGCGUGCAUCUUUAUCUGCCUGUCUGUCAACCGCUUUGGUCGCCGUGGUAUCCUGCUGCUGUCUGCCAUUAUCACCGGCCUUUCCUCCCUGCUGCUGUUGGCUCUCACCCAGUAUCUGCACGGAGGACUGGUGUUGGUGCUGUCUGUCCUGGGACUCCUCUUCUCCCAGGCCCUGGCCAUGCUCACUGUGUUUUUCUCCAGUGAGGUCAUGCCCACUGUAGUCCGUGGUGGCUGUCUGGGUCUGGUUCUGGCUGCUGGGUGUGUGGGCAUGGCUGCUUCGUCUCUGAUGGAGCUCCAGAACAACGGUGGUUACUUCCUCCACCAUGUCGUCUUCGCCUCCUUUGCGGUCCUCUCAGUUCUGUCCAUCAUGCUGCUGCCGGAGAGCAAGCGCAAGCCGUUGCCAGACUCCCUGAAGGACGGCGAGAACCAGCGACGGCCCCCUCUCUUCCUGUCUCGUGGGGAUGACCUGCCACUGCUCUGCACUCGACACAGAGCCUCAGACUAUGACCCUGAGAACUACUCACGCCUGGCCUCAGCCACCAGGAAGAUGCUCAGCAAAGACUCUUCCCCCUAUAAGGUCGCUGUGCCCGCCCACUUGCCGUUGUUGCCUUCUGACGGGAGCGCCCUCAGCAUCCUGAAGGAAGAGGCUCUGGAUGGGGACUUGUCCUAGUACCUCUGGCCAUCCUCCUAACCCCGAGAGACUUUGCCUGUCAUCACUUCCACUGGCAGUAUCUCCGGCCUAUCUGUGCUGGUUCCCUCAACCCAGACUGAGGAACUGGGACACGGACGCCGGUCUCUGAACCCUGGGUCUCCUGUAAUUGUGGUAGAGAUCAUCAGAGUUCGAUGAGGGUUUACUGACGUUUUAGUUGUUGUGCCAAGUGCCUAUACAGUUACCUUAAAUUAUUGGCCCCCUUGAUUAAGACUAAUAAAGAAACGUUGUCUAAAAUAAGAGGACAUUUUUUUUGGAGGUUAUAUUGUUUUAUACUAAUUGUGUUGCUUAGAAAAGGACGUUAUGUUUAAAAUGCAAUCUUUUUUUAUGAAAUUAUAAAUACGUGCUCCCAUAUUCUCUUGCUGUUAUGGUGUUUUGACAU